Messenger RNA from Ostrinia nubilalis (European corn borer), 1256 nucleotides. RefSeq names its product b(0,+)-type amino acid transporter 1-like. The record is from RefSeq and is a predicted model, not a curated record. Gene Ontology annotation, cellular component: membrane. Gene Ontology annotation, biological process: amino acid transmembrane transport. The transcript has 6 exons. Lineage: Eukaryota; Metazoa; Arthropoda; Insecta; Lepidoptera; Crambidae. Gene Ontology annotation, molecular function: L-amino acid transmembrane transporter activity. The coding region runs from base 258 to 1256 and encodes 332 amino acids.
GACAGACAGACGCGUUAGUCAACAACUUACUGGAACUCACAGUAUUGUGUGAGCAUUGGGGCUUCACGAACGCGUAUCCACUUUAUUUGCUCCAAUGUUCCGAGUGCGCGAACAUCGAACAAAAUAAAACAAACAUCAAGAACAAAUAAUCGCCGUCACAUAAAUUUAAUUUUUAUGUGAAUAGUGGAAGAGCAUUGUACUCAUAAUUUCGAAGUCUCUUUUGUUGAAACAAGUUGAGUAAAGAAGACUUUGUGAAGAUGACUGAAAAGGAAAAAUGUGGAAUUGACAAUGAAAUAGGACAAAUACAGGGAAGCGCAGUGAAGUUAAAAAGAGAAUUAGGACUCUUUUCCGCCGUCAAUUUGAUUCUGGGAGUAAUGAUUGGUUCGGGAAUAUUCGUAUCCCCAGCAUCUGCCCUGGAACACUCAGGCUCGGUGGCAUUAUGUCUCAUAAUAUGGACUGUAUCAGGAAUAAUAUCAUUACUAGGAGCUUUAUCAUUUGCUGAAUUGGGCACAGUAGUUGGGAAAUCAGGAGCUGAAUAUGCAUAUUUUCAAGAGGCAUUUGGAAAUACUCACAAGUACUGGGGACCAUUACCGUCAUUCAUCUGUGCUUGGAUAUACGUCGUCAUAUUGAGACCCGCUGAAGUCGCUAUUAUAGUAAUGACUUUCGCAGAGUAUGCGAUUCAACCAUUUUCUGCAGAUUUACAAGCAGAUUAUAAGGACACAGCUAUAAAAUUAGCAUCCCUCACCGCUCUUUUUGUGAUGACGUACAUCAACAUAACCAGCGUGAAGUUGUUUGUAAAGGUGCAGAACAUUUUCGGCGUGUGCAAGGUCUUCGCCUGCCUCAUUGUGAUCGGGGGCGGCAUUUACGAAAUAUGCAAGGGCAACACGGCGCAUUUAGACAAAGGGUUCGAAGGCAGCACAAGUAGCCCGGGAGGCAUCGCGCUCGCGCUCUACUCAGGACUGUGGGCGUACGAUGGAUGGAACAGCGUCACCGUCGUCACUGAGGAGAUCAUCAACCCUGGAGUCAACGUCCCUCUCAGCAUUUCCAUCGCAGUACCACUCAUCACAGCUCUGUACGUGUUCAUGAACGUAGCCUAUAUGACUGUGCUGAGCUACGCGGAGAUGACGUCAGUCCCAGCGGUGGCCGUGGCCUUCGGAACCAGGGUGCUCGGACCUGCCAGCUUCCUGAUACCCCUUGGUGUUGCCAUCGCUACUUUCGGGUGUGCCAUGAGCGUGCAGUUCGGUGUUACCAGGUGA